This is a messenger RNA of Pseudozyma flocculosa PF-1, 1056 nucleotides long. RefSeq lists its product as uncharacterized. Bases 1 to 1056 code for a protein of 351 amino acids. NCBI's taxonomy places the organism in Eukaryota, Fungi, Basidiomycota, Ustilaginomycetes, Ustilaginales, Ustilaginaceae. The record is from RefSeq and is a predicted model, not a curated record. Gene Ontology annotation, biological process: protein folding. Gene Ontology annotation, cellular component: endoplasmic reticulum membrane. The transcript is spliced from 2 exons.
AUGGGGUUCAAAUUCGGCUCCUACGAGUCCAUCUGCGAGGGCAUCGCCAUGACAUGCUGCCCGCUCCUCGGCGACGGCCUCGGCCUAGAACCGCUCUGCUACUCGAGAAACGUCGAGAUCAAUAGCACAAUCAUCUUUCAGCCCGCGACGUGCUUUAUCCAUAUCGGUGCGCUCAUCAUGACGGCCAUCAUGGUCUACCACAUCCGGUCCAAGUAUACGGCCGUCGGCCGCAAGGAGAUUGUUCUCUUCUUCUACCUCUACGCGCUCUCCGAGGUCCUCGUCAUCUUCCUCGACUCGGCCAUCGUGCCCACCUACUCGGUCGCCUACCUCUGGCUGACGGCCGUCUACAUCGGCCUCAAGACGGCGACGUUCUGGUGCCUGCUGCUCAACGGCUUCGUCGGCUUCCAGUUCGCCGAGGACGGCACGCCAAAGUCGCUGUGGUCGCUCCGCAUCACCUGCGUCAUCAUGUGGGGCAUCGGCUUCUUUGUCUCGGCCGCCACCUUCAAGGGCUUCGCGGGCAUGUCGCCCAGCAUGCAGACGGGCCUCUACAUUGUCGAGCUCGUCUUCCCGCUCGUCUGCGUCGCCAUCUACAUCGUCUCGCAGGUCAUCCUGGUGCUGCGCACCCUCGACGACCGGUGGCCGCUGGGCGACAUCGUCUUUGGCACGGGCUUCUUCGCCGCCGGCCUGGUGCUCAUGUACGGCUUCGGCAAGCAGAUCUGCAAGGCCGUCAAGCACUACAUCGACGGAACCUUCUUUGGGUCGCUCUGCAUGCUGCUCGCCGUCAUGAUGGUGUACAAGUACUGGGACUCGAUCACCAAGGAGGACCUCGAGUUCAGCGUCGGCUCCAAGCAGUCGGUCUGGGAGGUCAAGGACCCGCUGCUGGGCUCCGAGCCGGACAUGAUGAUGGGCAGCGCCCAGACCCACGAGUCUUCGUACCGCGGCAUCAGCCCCAGCCGCCUCACGCCGCAGCAGCAGCAGCACUCUGCGCCCGGCCUCGGCGGCGGGAAACAGGGCAUGGGCUACCCGCCCAACGGGCAGUACGGCACGCCCUACUGA